Camellia sinensis is the source of this 474-nucleotide messenger RNA. NCBI's taxonomy places the organism in Eukaryota, Viridiplantae, Streptophyta, Magnoliopsida, Ericales, Theaceae. The record is from RefSeq and is a predicted model, not a curated record.
AUGCGAAGUUAUCCAUACACCGGUGAGCAGUACAUAAAAUUCUUAGAGUUCAAUAGGUGGCGUCGCUAUCAUGGUCCAAAGGAGUUGUUCAACCAUAGACAUUCUUCUUUGAGGAAUGCUAUAGAAAGAACCUUUGGAGUGUUGAAGCAAUGGUUUCCAUUAUUGAAACACAUGCCACGGUAUGAUAUGGUACGGCAAGGGCCAAUUGUUAUGGCAUGUUAUGUUCUUCACAAUUGGAUCCGGACGGUACAAGAGCAGGAUGAAUUUUUCGAUGUGGAAGAAUCAAGUGAAGAAGAUGAAGGUGAAGGUGGAGGUGAAGGUGCAAGUGAAGUUCAAGGUGAAGUCGGAGUUGAAAAUGUCCACGGAAAUGAAGAUGGAGUAUCAGCUAUGCAACAACACAACCAUGUCAGCAUGUCACGUGAACAACUAUUGCAGAUGGGACAAUGGCGAGAUGAGGUUGCAACAUCUAUGUAG